CAUUAUUUAUGGUCGAACUGUUUGCCAAAUCUGAGUGGACUGUUUCCAGUACUUAGCAAUCAGGAGUGAGCAGAGUGAUACAGGUAAGGUUCUGUGCUGUAAUCAGAUAUAACAGCAUGGGUUGGGUGAUUGUUCCCAUGUUUAAAACUACACAAAAAGUAAUUUAAAUUAAAAUGGGGUUAAAAAGCCACACAAUGUAGAAAGAAACAAAAAUGUAUAACUAGUGGGCGACAUUGGAGAAUAAUCAGAUUCAGUCUCUGACCCUUUUCCACCCCACCCUACUGUCAGGAAUCAGUCUGUUCUCUUUGUAGCACAGCUGGCUUGUACUGAGCACAAACAGAUCCUGUGGGUGAGUGUUGUUCAAGCUGAGCUCACUGUAAGAGGUAUUACACACCUAAGUCAUGUCAGAAGAGAGCAAAGAUGUUCUCAGAGACAUCCAGGCAACGCUGCUAUCGACAACACCAAGACUGAAGCAAUUUCCUCAGCUCUUCAACUUCAGCUCUUUGGGCAUCUGCUAAAUGCUGAAGAACAGUCCUGCAAAUGACGGACUACAGUCAGUGAUUGUAGAACUACAAAGUGCUUCUAUAUGGUAAGUAAAGCUAAUAAAAAUGGACAGUGAGUGUAGAAACAAGGAGGUGGUUUUAAUGUUGUGGCUUGGACAAAAGCUUGUAACCCUUGAUUAUGAUUCAGAUACCUUAUAACCAAAAAAUAAUAAUAAUCUUUUCAGAUCCGUGAAAAGCCACCUAAUCUGAAACCCUCCACCAGCUCCGAAACCGACAUGGCCAUCAGUGUGCAGGACAUCACAGCCACCUCUGCCAUCAUCACCUGGCUACCCAUGCAGAAAUGUGUGGACACCUUUUAUACUCUUAUGUACCACCCGAACUGGAACAGCCUUCUGAUGGGCUACACACGAAAGAAUGCCAUGCAGGAAGAUAAAAUUCCUCUAAACCAGACAACAGCCAGCCUGGGAAAUCUCAUCCCACAGACAUCUUACGUUAUCUGUGUCACCUGCCAGUCUGCCAGCCCCACCCGGGACCAGUGCCAGGUGUUUAGCACACUGGACGAGGGUGGGGAGCUUGCAGGCAGCCACAGGGACAUAGAUAUGGCACUGUGGCUUGCCAGCACUGUUCUGCUCCUCAUCAUUUCCGUGCUAUUGCUCUGGGGCUGUCUUCAUUCCAUGUGGCCAGAAACAAGAAACUCAGUCGGGGAAUGCCAGCCAUGUCCAACACCAUCAAAUCAAGACCACAGACGUGAGGACUGGGAAAAAGAGAUACGUCUGCCUGUACCAAAUCAUAGUGAAGAGGACUCCCAGCAUUUAAUGGUUCUAGAAAACCCUUUUCACACUGAUUACAGUAAGGAAGCAAUAGAUGGACAGUGUCAUGAACUUUGGACACUUAAUAGACAAUCACCCUGAGUAAAUAAAAAAGGUAAUUAAUGUGCCUUUUCUAUUCAUGCUCAAUUAAUGAAAGAGAAAAAUAUGGGUGGUGGUAACAAGGGAUGCUCCCCCCAUCAAUUGCAAAUGACUAUAAUGUAUGCUACAGCAUUUUUCUCUCAGUUAGCCUACAGUCUGUGCUAUUUUUAGCUUCAAUUUUUGUUUUCUAAGAUGAAAAUGUCAUCAAAUGUCAUUUAUUUUGGUUGAGUUUACACGAGUUUGGUUGAGCACUUAGUUUUAAGCACGAACUGACAUUACAGUCAAUAAACUGUGCAGUUUUUGAUUAUAUUUACAAAAACACCUAUUUCUCUCCAUUAAAUACCAUUUGAGACUAAAACAAAAUAGCUUCCCUUUAUUUUUUUACUCAAAUGAUUCCAGAAAGGUGCUUUGAGGAUUGUUUUAUAUCUGCACUGUGGUUAUUUUGCACUACACCAUACCCAGGUCAUGGAGAUUGGUGCGUGACUCUCCGCGCAGUAUAUGGAUCCUGAUAUGAACCCGCCUUGUGCAGGUAAAAAGAAGCGGUACUCAAGUUGCUUCUUCACUUUGUGUCAUUUAAAACGAAUUAUAAAAGAUGUUUAAGAUUUAAAAAUGUAAAAAAAUUAAUUAUUUUCCCUGGUGCUGUAGAUUUAAGCACAUUUCGUGUCUCGUUUUCAUUAAAAAAAACCUCAGUCUUUCUGAGUUUAGUGUU
Trichomycterus rosablanca is the source of this 2120-nucleotide messenger RNA. RefSeq names its product fibronectin type III domain-containing protein 9. Gene Ontology annotation, molecular function: protein binding. NCBI's taxonomy places the organism in Eukaryota, Metazoa, Chordata, Actinopteri, Siluriformes, Trichomycteridae. Bases 779 to 1414 code for a protein of 211 amino acids. The record is from RefSeq and is a predicted model, not a curated record. The transcript is spliced from 2 exons.